Molecule: messenger RNA, 918 nt
Organism: Chenopodium quinoa (quinoa)
Lineage: Eukaryota; Viridiplantae; Streptophyta; Magnoliopsida; Caryophyllales; Amaranthaceae
Product: ethylene-responsive transcription factor 13-like
Exons: 1
Coding region: 154-918 (254 amino acids)
Biological process (GO): regulation of DNA-templated transcription; ethylene-activated signaling pathway
Molecular function (GO): DNA-binding transcription factor activity; DNA binding
Source: RefSeq, a predicted model, not a curated record
AAAAAGGUGCUUCUAAUUGAUAUGAUAAUUGAGAUUAAUUAUCACUCUCCAUAUAAUUAGUUUCUCGCUACAAAGUUAUCAUAUAUCUAAAAAGCACAUACUCGUAAAAACAUCUGAUAAUCUCUCUUAGGAGAAGACGGUGUCUCAUCCAUCAUGGAUCCAUUAGCUCAAGACACAAUCUCAGCCCUACAACAAAUUGAGCAACAACUCUUCGACGAUGAAGUUGAUGAUCAAUAUACCUCAUCAUCUCCAUCCUCCUCAUUAACCAACCUCAACUCAAGCUCUUCUUCAUUCACUACCCAACUAAAUCCUCCAAACAAUAAUUCUAGGUCUUCCUCUUUCACAAUUUCAUUCAGCAAUAAUGAGGGUCGUUGUCGUACUACUCAUUCAGACAAUGACCCUCUCCUCGAGUACAUCCAAUCAUCACUUGAAGAAGGUAUUGAUUACGAAGAAACCUUUCACGUGUUCUGUUGCAAACCACGAAAAGUGGUAGCUACUAAAGAUAAUGCUACUAAUAAUCAUAAACUACGCGGGAACUACAUAGGGGUGAGGAGAAGGCCAUGGGGUAGAUUUGCGGCGGAAAUUAGAGACCCUAAUCGUAAAGGCUAUAGAAUUUGGCUUGGUACGUAUAACACGGACAUGGAUGCUGCCCGAGCUUAUGAUCGGGCAGCAUUCGAGUUAAGAGGCUGCAAAGCCAGACUUAACUUCCCACAUGAAGUUGGGAGUUGGUCAUCUUCUUCUUCUUCUUCAUCUUCGUCAUCAUCCUCUACAACAAAGCAAGUGCAACAACAUUCAGGUGAAAAGAGGCAAAGGGAUGAAGUUAGUGAGAAAAUUAUUGGAGAUGAUGAUGAUUUUUAUUCAUUUAUUGAUGAACUUAUUGAUGAAGAAUUGAUCAUCAAAAUGCCUAGAACAUUUUAA